AUGUGGCUUAUUACAGGUCCAUUUGACGCGGAAGUCGUCGGAGAGUUGAACUUUCAAAAAACGAAACUUCUCAAGACCGACACGACGUAUCCGGUUGGCAGGAAGGAUAGGCCUCUAACAUUGGCUAGCAAGAAGGUCUCGCAUGACCAUUGCGAAUUUAUUGUGGGUAAUUUUACUGUGGAUCAGGUCGGGGAACCUACGUCGAGGCCAAGCCUUCAUUUUAAUAAUAAGAAGGACAAAGGGAUUAGGGUCAACCGCGGAGACCAUCUAGUCAUUGCCAAUCCUUCAUCCCCAGAGGAGCUGCAAGACGGUGAUGUUGUAUCGAUCAUCACCGGCCUCCAAGUCACGGUGAAAUGGGAGUCCGUAUGUUGUUACGCCCCCAACCCACGGGGAAAGGCACCGGUGUCUCUGGAAGCUUGUGCAUCUCUGGGUAUACAUCUUGUACAAACCCCUAAUUCUCAUGUCACCCACCACCUUACUCUCAAUUACAUUGCAAAUGCGUUGACUGCUGCUUCUCUUGUAUCGGCUUCUCAGUUUGUUAAGCCUGAGUGGUUGCAUGAGGUCGUACGACUUGGUAACCUUCCAAAGAAUAGCGACCCCUCGAGCGGCACGUCUCUUGAAGAUAUCUUCUCGCUUCCUCAAAUCAGUAAAUUCCGUCCCAACUUCUCCCCCUCCCUGCCACCAUCACAAAAGAUUUUCAAGGUCUGGGAACCAAACGAAGAGCGGCUUCACAUGUUUCAGAGUUACCGCUUUAUUUGUAUUGGUGAAAAAGCGCGGGAGAUUGAAAACGAUAUCAGGGGGCUCAUCCAUCGCGGUGGCGGUUCUCUGGAAACGUUUGACGUCCAGUCUGGCGUUGCCAAACUCCACAAGGCUUUAACGCGCAGCCAAGCUAAGGAAGGGAAGAAGACUGUUGUAGUUGGAGAUGACGAUGCCAUGUCGACGGCUAUUGGUAUACCUGCUUGGAAGGCUCUAGUCGUCGAGGCAAAAUCCUUCAACUCAGCCCCUAUAGACCCGGAGCGGAUAGUUCAGGCUGUUUUUGAUGUGGAUGCGACCGUUUUGGACAACGCCGACUCUAUGGACGUCGACGACGAGCCCCGCUCCUCGCCUCUACCUGACGUCAUCCCCAAUACACUUCCGGAAGAACCCUCUCUCCAGCCCAGUCCGAAGACCCAAGCGCCUGUUCGCAGACUUACUCGCCGAGUGGUAUCUCGAGAGCCCUCAGUGCAACCCCCCGCAUCUCCUAAAACCCCGGAGCCGGAAUCACAAGAGGAAGCAUCCACUCGUCCGCGUCGAGCCCUCACCCGGCGCGUGAAUGGUGGGAAGCCGUUGCUAACUGGCCUGGACGACCCCUCCUCCAUCCUCGACGCAGUUCCGGACGUGCCAGCUAGAGUAACUCCUCCCCCAAUGGUAGUCGACCUCACGGCACCGACCCCCGCUCGUUCUAGCAGGCUCAAACGCCGCGUUGGCGGUGCAGCCUCAGAAAUCCAAAAUACCCUCAAUCCCGAUACCUUCUCCUCUGGAAUCGGAGAAACCAUUGGCGAACCACCACUUAAAAGGUUCAAGGCGCUGUUCGAAGCAAGUAAUCCAGACCAACAACCUGGAGCAGGUAGCUUCGAUAUGCUACAAUCGUCUCAAAGUCAAACGCAGACACAAAGUCAGACACAGUCAAAGACGAUCCGCUCUUCGCGGGGAGAGACCCAUUCAUCACUGGGCGUCUUACGAGAAGAGGAAGAGGAGAGUCAGUCCAUCGAAGCGCCACAUGCUGCAGCGCAACGGGGCACCAAGAGAGGUUUGGAUUCUGUGGAUGGUGAAGAAGAAAUGGGUCACGCCGCCGCAUCAUCUCAGCCUGCCGCCAAGAAGAUGGCGGUGGAGAAUGUCAAUGCAGUCGAGAAGGCGACAGCAGCGGCAGUCGGCCGUGCCCCCAGCAAGCCGCCUUCUACCGUCAAACCUUCGAAACAAACCAAAACGGGGGCACCAGCUGGAAAACCCGACACGGAUGCUGCCUUCCUCAAAGCUAUUGCUUCUACCAAACGCGGAAAAAAGACGGAAGAUGCAUUCGAUCGCGAGUUCAACAAUCUUAAGAUAUCUAAGCCUGACUUUGAGCACGAAGAGCAAGAAAAGGAAUGGAAUGUUUUGGCAGAUUUUGGCGAUGAUUCAGGCAUCAGAGGAAAUUUCAUGGUUGUGAUGGAGAUGGAGGUAUUCCGAAAGGAUGAUGGAAGUCGUGCACGAAGCGGCCAGGCAGUGAACAUUGACUGGGAGGCGAAGCCCAAUUUCAAGAAAUAUAAAAAGAAAUUCAACGUUGGCGCUGGUUCAAGAGUUGAGCUGAUUCCAAGUGAAAUAAACGACUACGGGAUAGGACCUUCAUAUUGGAAAGGUGGUAGCCAGACUCAAAAUGGGUUUGACGCUAGUCAAAUACCGACUCAACCUCCAAAACGAGUACCUCGCGCUAUACAGGGCAAGACUAAGAUCAUGACGACCGCUCUUCCUCCUUCACCUUCUCCAGAAGUCAAGCUCGACUCGGAUGAAGAGAUACCGCCCCCUGCGCCGAAGGUGAAGACCAAACCACCUUCCAGAGCAGGGUCAGCUCUCCCACCUAAACGGGCAUCGUCGCGGUCGAAGGAGCCUGCGAAAGCUAAAGCUCUUUUCCUGGACUCAGACGAUGAUAUCAAGGAAGUGGUGGAGGAGGAAUCCCAUGUUAUGGACCUUACCUUACAGGAGGACGAUGAAGAUCAAACCCUUCGUUCGAGUGCUGGAACGAAAUCUUCGGCGCGGUCAGCACCGCCUUCUCAAAAAGCAACUCGACAACUCGCUCGAGGGAGGAAAGCCAUGCCUGUCAUUGUGGACGACGAUUCCGACGACGGCGUUGUCUUCAAAGGUUUUAGAGGGAACAAGAAGCGGUAG
Messenger RNA from Laccaria bicolor S238N-H82, 2901 nucleotides. RefSeq names its product putative proline-rich protein. Gene Ontology annotation, molecular function: damaged DNA binding. Bases 1 to 2901 code for a protein of 966 amino acids. Gene Ontology annotation, cellular component: Mre11 complex. The record is from RefSeq and is a predicted model, not a curated record. Lineage: Eukaryota; Fungi; Basidiomycota; Agaricomycetes; Agaricales; Hydnangiaceae. The transcript has 11 exons. Gene Ontology annotation, biological process: double-strand break repair via homologous recombination; mitotic G2 DNA damage checkpoint signaling.